AUGGAUGUAUUUUUUUGUUUGGUUACUUUGACCGUCUCUGUGAUAGCCACGGAUUAUUGUAGCGAUAAAAUUUGUUAUAAUGGUGACAAACAUAUUGCCUGUGAUAAUGAUGGAAAAUUCUAUUCCACCUGUCCCGAUGAUGCCGAAAAGCGCGAAAUGACUGAAUCACUGAAAAAGUUAAUCAUCGAAGCACACAAUGAAAAACGUAACAUUGUUGCUGGUGGUAAUGUUAAACAUCUUAAGCCCGCUUGCCGUAUGGCCACCAUAGAAUGGGAUGAUGAAUUGGCUUCUUUGGCUGCACUUAAUGUUUUACAAUGUAAAAUGAAACACGAUAAAUGUCACAAUACUGAUAAGUUCAAAUAUUCCGGACAAAAUCUUGCCUCAUUGGGUUUCACAAAAAGUCCUAAUGAUACUGCUAUUAUUCAAAAAUCUAUUAGAUUAUGGUAUGAAGAGAAAAGCGAUGUCUCACAAUCCAUUAUUGAUAAGUUUCCUAAGGGUUAUAAGGGACCAACUAUUACCCAUUUCACUGGUAUGGUGGCGGAUCGUAAUACACGUGUGGGUUGUGCUGCCGCCACUUACACUGUUUCUGGCAAAAAUAAAGCUUAUUUGUUUGCUUGCAAUUAUGCCUCUAUUAGUAUGGUUGAUUAUGCUAUCUACAAAAGCUGCGAUACGCCUGCUGUUGACUGUCAGUCGGGCACUAAUCCAUCGUACGAAAAUUUGUGCUCCUCUUCGGAAUCAUAUAAGGUUAAUACAUUUCCUUAGAUAUGUUAUUCUUA
Messenger RNA from Lucilia sericata (common green bottle fly), 776 nucleotides. RefSeq names its product antigen 5 like allergen Cul n 1-like. The coding region runs from base 1 to 762 and encodes 253 amino acids. The transcript is spliced from 4 exons. The record is from RefSeq and is a predicted model, not a curated record. Lineage: Eukaryota; Metazoa; Arthropoda; Insecta; Diptera; Calliphoridae.